AUGGCAUCGAGAAAUUGGGAAGAGGUUGCUGCUGAAAAGCGACAGCAACAAACACACGCCAUCUCGGCUUUCAACUUGGCCGAACUGACCGAUGUCGAUGACAAGACAGAGCACUACAACUCCAUCACAGAAAUUGACGACCUUACUCACCUUGCCAAAGAAAUAGAAAACGGGAAAUACUCAAGCGAGGAUGUCACCAAGGCUUACAUCUCACGACAAACUGAGAUUCUCUUCAAAGACGCUCUAGCCCAAGCUCGAGAACUUGAUGCAUACUACACCACCGAAGGAAAGACGAAGGGACCACUUCAUGGAAUCCCCAUCAGCUUGAAAGAUCAAUUCAACGUUAAAGGCCACGAUACCACUCUAGGCUACACAGCUCGAUCCUUUAAACCAGCUUCUGAAGAUGCGGUGCUGGUCAACAUGCUCAAGAAAUUGGGUGCAGUCAUAAUUUGCAAGACAAACCUUCCGCAAAGCAUCAUGUGGGCUGAGACCGAUAACCCUCUUUGGGGCCUGACGGAAAACCCCAUCAUCCCUGGCUACACUCCUGGAGGCUCGUCGGGUGGUGAAUCAGCGCUUUUGUAUUCCCGCGGAAGUAUUGCAGGGUUCGGGACAGACUUGGGUGGGAGCAUUCGCAUGCCAUGCAACAUCAUGGGCCUGUACGGUUUCAAGCCAAGUAGCUGCCGGCUACCAUAUGCCGGUGUACCAGUCUCCACUGAAGGACAAGAACAUGUCCCUUCAUCAAUCGGACCACUUGCGCGCUCCAUGUCGUCCAUUCAUGAUAUAACAAAGGCAAUCAUACUCCAGGAACCGUGGACCCAAGACUGUCGCAGCAUCCCCAUACCCUGGCGCCAAAACGCCUAUGACGAUAUUCUGAAGCGCAAGCUGACGAUUGGCGUCAUUCGCGAUGACGGAGUUGUGAAACCUCACCCCACUAUCGCAAGGAUGAUUGAAGAAGCAGUUGCAACACUUGAAGCUGACGGCCACGAAGUAAUCGAGUGGAAGCCAGAUUUCCACGCUGAGUGCAUAGAAGUCAUGGACGCCUAUUUCACUGUCGACGGCUGCGAAGAUAUCUGUCGCGAUGUGGAAGCAGGAGGUGAACCAUUCAUUCCCGCUGUCAAAAGACUCAUCGAUCGUGGAAAGCCUAUCUCUGUGUUUGAGUAUUGGCAACUCAACAAACGCAAGCGACAGCUCCAACAGGCCUAUCUCGAAAAGUGGAACAAGGCCAUAUCGUCAAAGACCGGUAGAGUUGUCGAUGCUCUCAUAACUCCGACUUUACCUCACGCAGCGGUACCACACAAUAGCAUCAAAUGGGUUGGAUACACCAAAGUCUGGAAUCUUCUUGACUAUACAGCUUUGGUUAUACCAGCUGGGAGGGUUGAACCUGGUGACCUUGAAGCGACGAUGGAUUACGAACCGCGGAAUGACAUGGAUGCCUGGAACAAGCAACUUUGGGAGGAGAAUAAGAAUGACAUGGUGCAGAAUCGACUACCAGUGGAUAUCCAGAUUAUUGGAAGGAACGUGGAAGAUGAGAAGGUGUUGGCUGUUGGUAAGGUCUUGGAUGGUCUUUUGCGCAACCGAUAG
Messenger RNA from Fusarium graminearum PH-1, 1581 nucleotides. RefSeq lists its product as uncharacterized. Bases 1 to 1581 code for a protein of 526 amino acids. The record is from RefSeq and is a predicted model, not a curated record. NCBI's taxonomy places the organism in Eukaryota, Fungi, Ascomycota, Sordariomycetes, Hypocreales, Nectriaceae. The transcript has 5 exons.